Messenger RNA from Cariama cristata (Red-legged seriema), 189 nucleotides. Its product is annotated as prefoldin subunit 1-like. Gene Ontology annotation, biological process: protein folding. The transcript has 2 exons. Bases 1 to 189 code for a protein of 62 amino acids. NCBI's taxonomy places the organism in Eukaryota, Metazoa, Chordata, Aves, Cariamiformes, Cariamidae. The record is from RefSeq and is a predicted model, not a curated record. Gene Ontology annotation, molecular function: protein folding chaperone. Gene Ontology annotation, cellular component: prefoldin complex; cytoplasm.
AUGCCGGGUGCUGGCGAGGCUUUCACCGAGCUGCAGGCCAAGGUGAUAGACACACAGCAGAAGGUAAAGCUGGCUGACAUCCAGAUCGAGCAGCUGAGCAAGACGAAGAAGCACGCUCACCUCACCGACACGGAGGUCAUGAUGCUGGUGGAUGAGACCCGCAUGUACGAAGGCGUGGGGAGGAUGUGA